This is a messenger RNA of Aspergillus tanneri, 2208 nucleotides long. RefSeq lists its product as uncharacterized. Lineage: Eukaryota; Fungi; Ascomycota; Eurotiomycetes; Eurotiales; Aspergillaceae. The record is from RefSeq and is a predicted model, not a curated record. Gene Ontology annotation, cellular component: RNA polymerase I upstream activating factor complex. Gene Ontology annotation, molecular function: RNA polymerase I general transcription initiation factor activity; rDNA binding. Gene Ontology annotation, biological process: nucleolar large rRNA transcription by RNA polymerase I; transcription initiation at RNA polymerase I promoter. The transcript has a single exon. Bases 1 to 2208 code for a protein of 735 amino acids.
AUGAGCAGUGCAAGCCUUUACAAGCCCGAGGAAGACGACUCAUCUGAUCCCGAUUUCGAUACUGAAGUUAUACAAAUUAAGGCGCAUCCAUCGUCCUCGCCAGCCAAAAACGACGGACAAAACCUGUCCGAGUUGAUUCCCCGCGCCAACAGAGGCACACGGUCUCAAGCUCUCGAGUGUCUUCGCAGAUCGUUAACCAAGGAAUCUGUGGAGGCGUAUGCUAACCUCCUUGACGAGUGCGUUGACCUUGCUGCUGGGAAAAGCUGUGGUGAGAACUACAAUUCCAUACAGGACGGGAUCGUCAUUUGGAAACCGAAGGAGAAGGACGUCCUCUUCAGUUUACUGGGCGCAAAGGGCAAGAAUGGGAUUAGGGAAAUUGCCCGCGCUAUCGGUACGAAGUCGGAAUUGGAGGUGCAGGAGCACCUCAGGCUUUUACACAGGGGUUUAGAACGACAGCAUUUGCGAGAUCAGCAUACGAGGACGGUCAUCCUUGGAGAUAUACCCGCAGCAACUGAGCUCAGCAAAAGCUGUUGCAAUGCGCUGGAGGAGUAUGCGGAACUACUACGCCUCGAGGAGCAGGUUCACGAAGAUGUUGCUGGAAGAAAGAAACAUAAGAAUCUUUGGAUUAUCGAUCAGGAGACUGCGGAUAAACUGGACAAGGAGAUUCAGUCGCAAGAUGACAAUGUCCUCCAGGAGAGAAGUGCUCAACAUACUGCUAGUCUAUUAAGCAUGCCAAACUGGAUUCGACUCUCAGAACGGUUCUUCAUGAAUUUCGCUGGUCCAAGGCUAGCAGACAAUUGGGUAAAUGUAGCUGUUGCCGAUGAAACGCCAUCCGUAACGGCAGACGCAUUUGCAGACUUCUGCGCUCUGACAGUGAGUGUAACCCGGCGCUUAGUCCAGUCAGUGAUUUUCUUUGCCAUGUCGCGACAUCAACAUAUGAGAAAUACCGGUCAUCGUAAAGCACGGGUUAUUAAGUCUCGUGAUGUUCGGACCGCGCUGAAAGUGCUGAACAUGAAAAGGGAUCGAUUCGGCUUCUGGGUAGGGCUGGCGCGAAGAUGCAACCUGGAAGUAGCCGAUAUCCGCCACCGCAAAGGUUGGAAAUCGGUCUACAUGGACUACGACGAAGUGGAAGAAAUCCUAUCUGAUAAGGCCCGGCUCACUCCGGAGCCCGGUGGAAGAAGUGCUUCAAGACAUAGAUCAAAAAGCAGGAUCAGCCACGUUACCGAAGGCGACGACGCAGAUACUGGUAGUGACAGUGAUGAAUUUCUCUCCUCACCAGCACUGUCAUCGGACGAGGAGCCACUGCCUCUAGAUGAAGAGGAUGAACAUGCCGAACAAGUUGAUCAAAAAGUAAACCAUAUGGAGGAGCUACACCUGUGGACAAUGUUGGAUCAAUCGUCAUCCGUUUCCCUUAAUCCGCCAGCCGAAAACAACAAGGAAGACGUAACACGCAGACCGACUGGUAAGCGCAAAACGCCGGAAGACCUAGUCAACUGGCGUGAUAGAACUUUGUACCGGGGGGACUGGGAGGAGUACGGGCACGGGAUAUUUGACGUUUAUAAGGACCUAUCAAAGAACCGACAGAAACGCCGUCGUCUUAAUCAAAGAGCUUAUUCACCAAAUCCACCAGACCCAUCAGACAACGAAACUUCUGAGGCAAGUUUCAAAGGGGUGGACCUUGAUUCGAACACUGUUGGGAACGAACAAGAUGACAAGCGAAAUCCCAGUGACGGUGAAUCUGAUGAUGCUAUGGAGGUGGAUGAAGAUGAACCAUCCCAUAAUAUUAGAGCAUUCCACGACUUACCCUCACCGCUGGAAGAGGAACCUUCCUCCGGACCAGCAAACGGAAGCAUACACCUCUUUGAAGAUGACGAAGUCCUCAAACAUGAACCUACCACCCACUGCUCCCCCAACUACUACUCAUCUGAACUGUUUAUACCUUACCCAGAGCAAGAAGAGCCAGAAUCGCCGUUUGACACCUUCUCUUGGCCCAAGAUAAGCGCGUCUCCCAUGAAAAUGCUAUAUCCCCCUAUAAAUCUUAACCCUUACUCCCAAGAACAGGAACAUCAGUUUCUUACCUCCAGCUCAGACAACGGCCUCUCCACUGGCCGUGAAAAAAUGCGUGAGUCAUCCGACGAAGAGGAUGACAAGGAGGGGGUACAGUUGUACUCGCAGCCGAUGAGUCCGAUUGACUUGCUGUCAGAAUAG